CAUAAAAACGAAGUAAGAGUGGAAACGACAUUGAACCUGGCUUUCAGGAGUUUGGACAAAAUAAACAAAGAGCAAGGUAAAGACCUAGUAGGAUCUUGUCACAGCAUAGAAGAGGUAAGAGAUCUCUUCCAGCGAAACCCAGGAAAUUCUGCCGUUCUUUGUUUUUGGGUUAUUGUCUAAAUCUCAACGCUAGAAGAGCAGAGCAAAACGAGUAGAGAAGGGACCUUAUUCAUGGCCGAUACUCUAGAAGGCUCAGUGCAGAAUAUUUUAGAGCAGGAUACAUUGAAGUGGGUUUUUGUAGGGGGGAAGGGUGGGGUUGGGAAAACCACUUGCAGCUCCAUUCUUGGUAUAUUACUCGCUCAGGUCCGAUCCUCUGUGCUCAUCAUCUCUACAGACCCUGCCCACAAUCUCAGCGACGCUUUCCAGCAGCGAUUCACUAAGUUUCCCACCCUCGUCAAUGGCUUCUCCAAUCUUUAUGCCAUGGAAGUUGAUCCAAAUGUUGAGAAUGAAGACACGGUUGGAUCGGAUGGAAUGGAUGGAUUUUUGUCUGAGUUAGCAAAUGCAAUUCCUGGGAUUGAUGAGGCAAUGAGUUUUGCUGAGAUGCUAAAAUUAGUGCAAACUAUGGAUUAUUCUGUUAUAGUAUUUGAUACUGCUCCAACGGGUCACACACUCCGGUUAUUACAAUUUCCAUCAACACUGGAGAAAGGCCUUGGAAAAAUGAUGAGAUUGAAGAACAGCUUUGGUGGCGUGUUGAAUCAGGUGACUAGUCUCUUAGGCGUUGGUAGUGAAUAUGGUGAGGAUGCUAUCCUUGGAAGGCUCGAGGGGAUGAAAGAGAUAAUUGAAAAAGUUAACAAGCAGUUCAAGGAUCCGGACUUGACGACAUUUGUCUGUGUUUGCAUUCCGGAAUUCUUGUCGCUGUAUGAGACUGAAAGGCUUGUGCAGGAACUCACGAAAUUUGAUAUUGAUACACACAACAUCAUUAUUAACCAAGUGAUUUUUCAAGACGAAGCUGUCGAGUCCAAGUUGCUCAAGGCUAGAAUGCGGAUGCAAGAAAAGUACUUAAAUCAGUUCUACAUUUUAUAUGAUGACUUCAACAUUACUAAAUUGCCUUUGCUGCCACAAGAGGUUUGUGGUGUUGAAGCUCUCAAGGCAUUUUCGCACAAUUUUACAACACCAUACCAACCUUCUCUUGUCCGAGGCUCGGUUGAAGAGCUGGAGCAACGGGUAUCUGUAUUAAGGGAACAAUUGAAAGAUGCGGAAGUGGAACUAGAAAAGCUUAGAAAAGGGAAACAGAAGGCAUGAGCUCCGGAGGGCCAACAUCAUCUUCUUUUGUUUUUUGCUCUGCUUUAACAUAUUUUUGGAUGUCUCUCUCUCUCUCUCUCUCAAAUAUGGAAUGAUUUGUUCUAUUAAUUCAUAGCUACUUUGAUAUUACUCAAUAAUUUGUAUUGGUUUCUUGUAUGCUGUGAGAAAUGACAAAUGAGUUUAUUUAGACAUUAGCCUAUUAGCUUGAGGUGAAAUCAGAGGACAAUUAUGAAUGAAUAUCAUAGGAACUGUACUUUUACAGGCAUUUUUAUUA
Molecule: messenger RNA, 1576 nt
Organism: Ipomoea nil (Japanese morning glory)
Lineage: Eukaryota; Viridiplantae; Streptophyta; Magnoliopsida; Solanales; Convolvulaceae
Product: ATPase ASNA1 homolog
Exons: 7
Coding region: 232-1302 (356 amino acids)
Biological process (GO): post-translational protein targeting to endoplasmic reticulum membrane
Cellular component (GO): GET complex
Molecular function (GO): ATP binding; ATP hydrolysis activity
Source: RefSeq, a predicted model, not a curated record